AUGGGCGCUCAAACAGAUAUUAUCAUGAAAUUCAAGCAAAUUGGCAUUGUUGGUGCAGGGAAUAUGGGCUCUAUGAUGGGAUUCGCCUUUUCCGAGCUCGGCCUUGACGUGUCUAUUUGGGAUGCCAAGAGCGCGAAUGUCGACAACUUUAUGAAGCAAGUUGACCAAGCCGAGGGUCUGACUGGGACUAUUACUGGAUAUCAUGAUAUAUCAAAAUUUACAGCCAGUUUGGGCCAAAAUGGUGGCCGAAAAGUGUUCCUGUUUUCCAUUACGCAUGGCGCGCCAGCUGAUGAAGUUCUGGAGAAAAUCAAGCCAGAGCUGCGCAAGGGCGAUAUAAUUUUGGACGGCGGCAACGAGCAUUAUCGGAACACCGAGAGGAGACAAAAAGAGUGUUCAGAUAUUGGCGUAGAUUGGAUCGGAAUGGGAGUUUCUGGCGGUUAUCAGUCAGCUCGACAUGGGCCAAGUAUGUCCCCUGGAGGAAAUGCUGCUGCACUGAAGGAAGUCAUGCCGCUUCUUGAACUAUAUGCAGCAAAGGAUCCGAAAUCCGGCGCUCCAUGCGUAUCAAAUAUCGGACCAGGCGGCUCAGGACACUUUGUCAAGAUGGUCCACAACGGUAUCGAAGUUGGUAUGCUCUCAGCUCUCUGCGAGGCUUGGGCGUUUCUGAAUAGCGGAUUGGGGCUUGACUACGAUCAAAUUGGUGAGAUAUUUGCGCAAUGGAACGAACAUGGCGAAUUGCAUACAAAUUUCCUCGUCAGAAUUGCUUCCGAGAUUUGCAAGACGAGAAAACCGACGGAUGGCAAACCAGCGGGACAGGAGGGCGGCCACGUUCUUGACGAAGUCCUCGACAAAGUCGUACAGGAUGACGAUGGUUCAGAAGGUACGCCCACAUGGUCAAUUAUGGAAUCGGCAACGAGGCAUGUAUCUUGCCCAACACUCGCGGCGGGAUUUUAUCUCCGCGUGGCCUCGGGAAAUCGUGAAGAAAGGUUGCGGAUCGCCGACACGUUCUCUGUUCUCGAACCGAAGCCUAUUCAAGACAUCAAGGAUAGAGGCCAGAUAAUUGAAGACCUCCGCAAAGCCGUCUACUGUGCCUUCUUGGCCUCCUACUACCAAGGACUGGAACUAAUCGCCCGGGCAUCCAGUGACGAAGGCUGGAACAUCAAUCUGUCUGAGUGCGUUCGUAUUUGGCGAGCAGGGUGCAUCAUUCAAUCAGAAUUCAUCGCCGAUUUGCUUGAGCCACUUCUGAAAGAGAACAAGACACUCACAAACAUCAAGCUGGAUAGCUCCGUCGGGCGGGAGUUGCAGUGCAGCUACUCGGCACUGAAGGAAAUUGUGUCUCGAGGAAUUGCAGCCGACCAUUACUUGCCCGCACUUACUGCCACGCUUGAGUACGUCAAGUAUACCACAGGCAAAAUGCUGCCCACAAAGUUUAUGGAGGCGCAAAUGGAUUAUUUUGGGGCGCACUCAUACAAUAAGCCGGGUGUGCCAGGCGAAGAUCCCGGUCCGGUAGCGAAAGGCCCGCAUCAUUUCGAGUGGAAGCCAGCUUAG
Messenger RNA from Trichoderma atroviride IMI 206040, 1545 nucleotides. RefSeq lists its product as uncharacterized. Lineage: Eukaryota; Fungi; Ascomycota; Sordariomycetes; Hypocreales; Hypocreaceae. Gene Ontology annotation, molecular function: phosphogluconate dehydrogenase (decarboxylating) activity; NADP binding. Gene Ontology annotation, cellular component: cytosol. Gene Ontology annotation, biological process: pentose-phosphate shunt, oxidative branch; pentose-phosphate shunt. The record is from RefSeq and is a predicted model, not a curated record.